CUUUCUCCGUUUCUCGUCUUCCUCUUAAGAUUUUCCGAGAAAAUCACCACUGAGAAAAGAGAGAGAGAGCAAUACAUUUAUAGAAAGCUUCAUAAGUAUUCUCUUCGCCGCCAUGGCUAUCGAGAUUCAUCGAUUACGCGUGUUUUUGCUCUGUGUGUUUGCGUAACUUCGGUCAACUAUUAGAACGAGAGCGAGGUUUGUCAGAGAGAUAGAGAGAGGUAUGGGUUCGUCCUUGUCAAAUCUAAACGACGGGACGAAUUGUUUGGCUAUGGGACCUGGUCUCGGCGAUAUACCGGAAAGCUGCGUCGCUUGUGUGUUUAUGUAUCUGACUCCGCCGGAGAUUUGCAAUCUCGCUGGAUUGAAUCGUUCAUUUCGUGGUGCGGCUUCGUCGGAUUCUGUUUGGGAGAAGAAGCUUCCGGCGAAUUAUCAGGAUCUGCUUGAUUUGUUACCGCCGGAGAGGUAUCAUAGUCUCUCGAAGAAGGAUAUUUUCGCUGUGCUUUCUCGUCCAAUUCCCUUUGAUGAUGAUAAUAAGGAACUAUGGAUUGAUAGAGUUACAGGACGAGUUUGUAUGGCAAUUUCUGCGAGAGGAAUGGCUAUUACUGGAAUUGAAGACCGGAGAUAUUGGAACUGGAUCCCGACGGAAGAAUCUAGGUUCCAUGUUGUAGCCUACUUACAGCAGAUUUGGUGGUUUGAAGUUGAUGGAACAGUGAGAUUUCAUCUCCCACCUGGUAUAUACUCUCUAUCAUUCAGAAUCCAUUUAGGGAGAUUCACAAAAAGGCUAGGGAGACGUGUGUGCCACUUUGAACACACUCAUGGUUGGGAUUUAAAGCCGGUAAGGUUUUCGCUUUCGACUUCUGAUGGUCAAGAAGCAUCAUGUGAAUAUUACUUGGACGAUGUAGAGAGAGACGAAGCACUCAAGCAACACAAACGCGGUUGCUGGAUCGACUAUAGGGUUGGAGAAUUCAUAGUGAGUGGAUCAGAACCAUCGACCGAAAUCCAAUGGUCGAUGAAACAGAUUGACUGCACACACUCGAAAGGCGGGUUAUGCGUUGAUUCAGUCUUCAUAAACCCAAUUGGUGAUGUGAAAGAACAUACCAAAACACCAAAAGCUUUUGAUUCUUUCAAGGUAUAAUAUUAAUGACUGAUGUUUAAUUUCAUUUCUUAUUAGUGGUUUUGUCGUCGUUUUUUUUUACUGGUUCCCCAAAUUAGGGUACAUCGAGUCGACGAUACGGUUUCAUUUUAUUAUUGUGCAUUUCAUCGAGUUUUUUUGUUUCGUUUAUUUCAUUACUCAUAUUGUUACAUAUUUUAGGUGAGAGGACUAUUUCUUUUGUGUAUACCCAUGUUUCUGUGACUUUCUGUAUCCAACCAAGAUAUCUAAAUUAUAUUGUGUCUGACUAAUUCUAAUUA
This is a messenger RNA of Arabidopsis lyrata subsp. lyrata, 1407 nucleotides long. RefSeq names its product F-box protein PP2-A15. Gene Ontology annotation, molecular function: protein binding. The transcript has 3 exons. The record is from RefSeq and is a predicted model, not a curated record. The coding region runs from base 221 to 1132 and encodes 303 amino acids. Lineage: Eukaryota; Viridiplantae; Streptophyta; Magnoliopsida; Brassicales; Brassicaceae.